This is a messenger RNA of Miscanthus lutarioriparius, 1821 nucleotides long. The record is from the annotation of a GenBank genome assembly. Lineage: Eukaryota; Viridiplantae; Streptophyta; Magnoliopsida; Poales; Poaceae.
AUGGCGGUGGAUAAUUGGACCAUAAAUCUUGAAUGUGAUGGGGCACCUGAAGGAGAGAGACAUGUGAAAACGGAAAUGGACAGAGAUGUGAUAUGCUACUGGAACCUGAUUGAUUUGAUCAAGGAUCAUGGAUACUCAUCAGUUGACUAUCUAUACUACAAGCGAAAAGAUAGCUUGGUUGUACUAGAACAAGAUCCUGAAGUGAUGAAAAUGCUUAACGAGUGUGAGAGCAAAAAGAUGGUUAGCUUGUUUGUGACAAAGGACAGACUGGCCACUUUAGCGCCUACCAAGUCCAACAAAGAACCAUCCAAAUCUAAACCAAAAAAAACUAAAGGAAGAGGAGGUACAAAGAAAAAGAAAGCAUUAAAUUUAAUGCAUACUGAAGCACUAUAUGCUAACGAGGUUGAGCAGCGCGAUGAUGAGAACCAGAACACAUCAGCUGAUGGCGACAAAGAACCUAAAAAGCGAAAGGGGACUGUUUUAACACAUGUUUGGGAUCUACUUGACGGAGAUAGGAUAGUAACAAAGUUCUUGUAUCCUCAUUCAUGUGAGAAAUGGAUAUUCAAAUCAAUUGGAAGAGAUUGGAGAAAAUACAAGGCAACAUUAAAAAAGACACUAUUUAAUCCAAAGAAGAAAAGGUCUGUUUUGAACAAGCGUUGUCCAGAUGAUAUUGUUAAAGCUGAAUGGAAGGCCCUAGUAGGAUACUGGAAGUCCGAAGAAGGAAAAACCCUUAGUGAAAAGAACAAAAUAAGUCGUGAAAUGAGGAAGACAACUCAUACAACAGGUACAAAGAGUUAUGCUCGUUGGUCUGAGGACAUGGUUCAAUUGGAAAAUCUCCUAGACACACAACCAGAGUUAGCACAAAAUAGUGAGGGCGGAGUUGCAUGGGAAGGUGAUGCAUUACAUCAGGUGUUGGGAGAAGAAAAAGCUGGACAAGUGCACGGCAUGGGAUUGCUUCCGGUUCCUAAACAAGUUUAUGGUCGAAAAACACACCAUUUUAAGGACAUUAAUAUAGUUUCACUAGAUGGCUCAUCAUCUGAUGUAGAGGUUCACAUGUUGGAGGAAAUAAGGCAACUCAAAGAGCAUUCUAGAAUGCAAGACAAAGUUAUCGAAGAACUAAAAAACAAUCAGAGGCACAAUGAGAACCAAGAAGCAACAAUGGGAAAUUGUGCUAGGAGUGAUCACAACAAUUCUCAGAAUCAAGUACUGAAUUCUAAAAGAAAGGUUGGGUCCACAGUGCUACUAAUGACUUCGAAAUAUCCUAAGAAGGCUAAUGUAGCAUAUGCAACUCUCUUGAGCACUAAUCCAGAAGCCCUUGUUGGUGGAGUUAAGAUAGGAAGUCAAUUCUACAAAGUGCGUAUCAAUCAUCCUAUAACAAAAGAUGAGCCAUUAGUGAGGCCUAUGCUUGGGUGCGACAAUAUUGGUGAUGCUCAUGCCAAAGGAGUCCAAAUUGCUUGGCCUUCGAUGUUUGACCAGGAGGUGUUGCUCUACAACGGUCAGAACAUCACCUCCAACGAAGUCGACCAGUUCAGCACAUCCGCCUUCAAGCUCCUCAAUGCCAUGGCCGAUUACGUUGCUACCGCAGACUUACAGAACAAGUCCGUGUCUGGAGCCAUUGGUUUUGACGCGGCAUACUCCAAUAUCUAUGGAAUGGUGUCGUGUAGUGCUGACCUGGAGCCUUGGGAGUGCCGUGGGUGCCUUUCUGUGGCAAUUGCGCAGAUGCCACAUGAAUUCAUCCUUAACACGAAGGGUGAAUUCCCAAACACCCCCAUAUCAUGGCCCACCGGACAAAGGGGAUCAUUGAUCGAGUCAGGUUUCUAG